Messenger RNA from Aspergillus oryzae RIB40, 1617 nucleotides. RefSeq lists its product as uncharacterized. The transcript is spliced from 4 exons. Lineage: Eukaryota; Fungi; Ascomycota; Eurotiomycetes; Eurotiales; Aspergillaceae. The coding region runs from base 1 to 1617 and encodes 538 amino acids. The record is from RefSeq and is a predicted model, not a curated record.
AUGAAGAUGCUCGUCUUUCUCCUUCCGAUAGUUUCGGUGGCCGCGAUUGGCUCUCUUCUCUGUUCGCUAAUGAUCGCGGCAUUCCUACGGCGAAGGCUUAUUCUGCUGAAUUCACAUAUCAAAAGAGAUUUUAUAGGAAAGCCGCUCCUAUUUCCUGCCAGACUCACUCAUACACGCAGAUUCCCGGAGACAGAGCGGUAUAAUUACUGGUACGACUAUUUCCUGAUCGGUAUACCGGUUGGCCUUCGUGGUCGAGUUGGGAAUCUUCUGUCUAUUGACAGUUUACCGCAACGGGAACGACUUUGGGAAAAAUGUUGGUUCACUAUCGAUCCGACUUAUUACCUUGACCGUGGCAGCGGCGACCGCAGCCUAGAAGAGAAAUUGCAUGUCUUCUUGAAAUCAGUGGGCGAGGAUCCGAAGGAGUUUCCUUACGCAUAUCUCAUUAGCGUACCACGAUUCUUAUGGUUCCAGAAAAGCGCUAUCAGCUACUGGUAUCUGUAUUCAUCAAACCGGGAAUUGACUGCCAUGAUAAUGGAGAUCAACAAUUCAUUCUUCGAAAAAAGGAACUUCUUCUUCCGGGUAACCGGUGAUGGCAUGGCUGUUGAUAGUGCUAAUAAUUGGUCAACGACUACGACGGUGUCGGCGAAGGGUUGCCAUGAUAAAUUGUCCCUUCAUUUUUCACCCUCAAUGCCAAAGUCAAAACAGUACAAAGGUAGCUGGGAGAAAGAUAUCUUCGGUUCACCCUUCGAGAAGGUUGGCGGAUUAAUGGUAUCCAAGUCAGUUGACCCAGUGCUUGGGCCAUCAAUCCAAUCCAACUUGAGCUCCAAUACCCCGGAUGGCCAAGUCAAGGUAACAAGCCGUCUCUCUUCUUGGGGUGAGCCAGUAGAUCCAUUGGCAGCCCCAGGCUGGAUUAUAGCGAGAUUCAUUGCACGAUGGACGCAUGUUGGUGUUCUUUCUGCGCCUCGAAUUGUCAAACAAGCGCUCCGGAUUCGAUUGCGAGGUAAACUCACCUACCUGAAAAGACCCGAGGUCAGACCAGGGAGUAUUCCUCGGAAGGAAACAGAAAUUGAGAGGCAAGUAUGGGAUCUCGAACUUCCUUUUCGACAGUAUCUAUCCGAGCUAGCGUCCCACACCUCUUUCCCAGUAUCUAUCAAAUAUGUCCCUCCCAAGUCAAUUCACUUUGAUGACAUGACUUUUUACUCCCCAUCUUGUACUACCUCGAGCUCACAACCAACUUUGACAAUUCAACCCCUUACUCCACGAUUCUAUACGUCCUUCCCACAAUAUGAUAGUCCUCGAGCUGCAUUUUUCACAGAGACAAAAGCAACACCGAUGAAUUCGGAUGAAUCUUCUUGCCGUUUGUCUAUAUCAGAUCACUCACUAUUGGAAUUGGAUCAAGUUCUGGCCACCGCCGGGCAGACUCUGGAUACUGAAGCUGCAAAGUUAGGAGCCAGGAAUCCUAAGGACUGGAAAUGCAAGAUACUACAGAAAGUAGUAUCCUUCCUCCGUAACUCACCAGCAGAAACAUUCAUGGAUCGGUUCGUGAGCCACUACGCUCACCCCUCAUUGCAAUACCGGCCAUCGUCCAACUAUGCUACAUAUCAGCACGGAGUAUAG